Panicum virgatum (switchgrass) is the source of this 906-nucleotide messenger RNA. Its product is annotated as ABC transporter B family member 11-like. Lineage: Eukaryota; Viridiplantae; Streptophyta; Magnoliopsida; Poales; Poaceae. The coding region runs from base 157 to 771 and encodes 204 amino acids. Gene Ontology annotation, molecular function: ATP hydrolysis activity; ATPase-coupled transmembrane transporter activity; ATP binding. The transcript has 3 exons. The record is from RefSeq and is a predicted model, not a curated record.
GGUAUUUGACGGAUUUUCAUUGCGAGUACCAAGUGGCACUACCAUGACCCUAGUUGGAGAGAGUGGCUGUGGGAAGUCAACCGUGAUCAAUUUAGUGGAGAGAUUCUACAUCCACAGGCUGGACAAGUCUUGGUUGAUGGAGUUGACAUUAGAAGAAUGAAUCUUGGGUGGAUAAGAGGAAAAAUUGGUCUUGUUAGCCAAGAACCAGUGUUGUUCUCAACUACGAUCAGGGAGAACAUUGCAUACGGGGUGGAAAAUCUAACUCUUGAAGACAUCAAGGAAGCUACCGAGCUUGCAAAUGCAGCCAAAUUCAUUGAUAACUCUCCAAGUGGUCUUGACACAAUGGUUGGUGAACGUGGAAUUCAACUGUCUGGAGGCCAAAAACAAAGAAUAGCAAUUGCUAGAGCAAUUGUAAAGAACCCUAAGAUCUUACUACUUGAUGAAGCAACUAGUGCAUUGGAUAUGCAAUCAGAGAGGGUAGUACAAGAAGCUUUGAAUAGGGUAAUGUUACAAAGGACUACUAUUAUUGUUGCUCAUCGUCUCAGCACAGUGAAGAAUGCUGAUGUGAUAUCCGUCCUUUCAAAAGAUGGUGGAACAAGGUACCAAAUGAGUGCGGCCUGCAUGGGAAGUGGGAGUAGCAUAUUCUGCAAGAACACACAUUUUCUUUUAUACCUGCUUAGUCUAUCUUCAUUAAUUCUAAGAGCACAAAUGGUUAAACUGGGUUGUUUUAUUCCUUUCAUGGUUGAGACGUCUUAUGGUUGGUUGGGAUAACUUAUUUUGUUGUUGGGAUGGGCUGUGAUGCUUAUUCUUCAUUUGUAUGCUAAUUUGAUAUCUUGUAUUAUAAACUGCUUGUCCAGUACAUCCUAUUUAUAGGGGAAACUCUGUCGAAAUUUUGUAUUAUCUUUA